AUGUCUAUCGAUUUUCCCAAGGAAGAGGAAGCCAUCAUCCAGAGAUGGCGCGAGAUCGACGCUUUCCAUCGCCAACUGGAAUUGUCGGCUGGUCGACCUCCCUAUACGUUCUAUGAUGGCCCUCCAUUCGCUACAGGUCUGCCUCACUACGGGCACCUGCUCGCCUCUACCAUCAAGGACAUCAUUCCCCGAUACUGGUCCAUGAAGGGUUAUCAUGUCGAGCGACGAUUCGGAUGGGAUACCCACGGAAUCCCCAUCGAGCACGAGAUCGACAAGAAGCUGGGCAUCUCCGGAAAGGCUGCCGUUGAGAAGCUGGGAAUUGGAAAGUACAACGAAGAGUGCCGCUCCAUUGUGAUGCGAUACGCUGCCGAAUGGCGCACCACCAUCGAACGUUUGGGGCGAUGGAUUGACUUCGACAACGACUACAAGACCAUGGACCCGACCUUCAUGGAGUCGCUGUGGUGGGUUUUCAAGCAGCUGUUCGACAAGGGACAGGUGUACCAGGGCUACCGAGUGAUGCCCUACUCGACAGUCUUGACCACUGCCCUUAGCAACUUCGAGGCAAACCAAAACUACCAAGACGUUACCGACCCCGCCGUUGUUGUGUCGUUCCCCCUGUUGGACGAUCCGGACACUCACCUCCUGGCCUGGACGACUACCCCCUGGACCCUGCCGUCACACACCGGUCUCGCAGCCCAUCCAGACUUUGAAUACCUCAAGAUCAAGGACGGCAAGUCUGGGAAGAACUAUAUUAUCCUGGAGAACCUGCUGGGCACUCUCUACAAGGAUCCCAAAAAGGCUGAUUUCACAAAGAUUGGCAAAGUCAAGGGCUCGGAGAUGCUUGGGUGGAAGUACAAGCCGCUCUUUGACUACUUUUAUGAAGACUUCAAGGAUGUAGGCUUCCGAGUCCUCAACGCCACCUAUGUUACGGCCGAUAGCGGUGUGGGAGUUGUUCACCAGGCACCCGCUUAUGGUGAGGACGAUUACAACGUGGCCCUCGAGGCGGGCAUCAUCAGCGAGAAGCGCCCCCCUCCGGAUCCCAUCAACGACACUGGCCACUUUACCGACCGCGUUCCCGACUUCGCCGGGAUGCACGUCAAGGAAGCCGACAAGCACAUCAUCAAGUACCUCAAGCAGGCUGGGCGACUGGUCGUCGAAUCUCAGAUUCGACACUCUUACCCCAUGUGCCCUCGCUCUGAUACCCCGCUCAUCUACAGAACUGUGCCUUCGUGGCUCAUCCGCAUUCCCGAGAUCAUUCCCAGCAUGCUCAAGAACAUUGAGGACUCUCACUGGGUUCCCUCAUUCGUCAAGGAGCGUCGUUUCGCCAGCUGGAUCCAGAAUGCUCGAGACUGGAACGUGGGAAGAAACCGAUACUGGGGUACGCCGAUCCCUCUCUGGGUAAGCGAUGACUUGGAAGAACGCGUCUGCGUCGGAAGCGUUGAGGAACUUCGAGAGCUCAGUGGCUAUACUGGCGAGCUGAACGACAUCCACCGAGACAAGAUUGACCACAUCACCAUCCCCAGUAAGAUGGGCAAGGGCACGCUGAGGCGUGUGGAGGAGGUCUUUGACUGCUGGUUCGAGUCAGGCAGCAUGCCCUACGCUAGUCAACACUACCCGUUUGAGAACGUUGAGAAGUUCAAGAACUCCUUCCCUGGAGACUUCAUCGCCGAAGGCCUGGAUCAGACUCGAGGCUGGUUCUACACUCUGCUCGUGCUGGGCACACACCUGUUCGGCACUGCACCAUUCAAGAACUGUGUCGUCAACGGCAUCGUCUUGGCGGAAGACGGCAAGAAGAUGUCAAAACGUCUCAAGAACUACCCUGACCCCAGCAUCGUGAUGAGCAAAUACGGCUCUGAUGCCCUGCGGCUCUACCUCAUCAACUCCCCCGUCGUGCGAGCAGAGCCACUGCGAUUCAAGGAGUCUGGAGUAAGGGAAGUUGUUCAAAAGGUGCUGCUUCCGCUAUGGAACAGUUAUAAGUUCUUCGAAGGCCAGGUUGCGCUCCUGAAGAAGGUUGAGGGUGUGGACUACAUGUGGAACGUUGGAUUGGAGACCACCAACACGAACGUCAUGGACAAGUGGAUCCUGGCCAGCUGCCAGAGUCUGCUGAAGUUUGUUAACGAAGAGAUGAAGGGCUACCGACUGUAUACUGUCGUCCCUCGACUUCUGGAACUCAUUGACAACACCACCAACUGGUACAUCAGAUUCAACCGACGACGCCUCAAGGGAGAAAACGGCCUGAAUGAUACUCUUCACGCACUCAAUGCCCUCUUCGACGUCCUCUUCACUCUCUGCCGAGGAUUGGCCCCCUUCACGCCUUUCCUGUCAGAUACCAUCUACCUGAAGCUCGUGAAGCACAUUCCCAAGGAGCUGCAAGGAGAAGACGCUCGAAGUGUCCACUUCCUGGCCUUCCCGGAAGUCAAAGAAGAGCUGUUCGAUGCCGAGGUUGAGCGCAGAGUAGCCCGAAUGCAGCGUGUCAUUGAGUUGGCACGAGUCUCGCGAGAGCGCAGAGGCAUUGGGCUGAAGACACCUCUCCGAACCCUGGUUGUCCUUCACCAUGACAAGCAGUAUCUCGAUGACAUCAAAUCGCUCGAAUCCUACAUCACUGAAGAACUGAACAUCAGAGACUUGGUGCUCACCGAUGACGAGGCGAAGUAUAAUGUCCAGUACAGUGUCACAGCUGACUGGCCGGUGCUUGGCAAGAAGCUCAAGAAGGACAUGGCACGAGUCAAGAAAGCCCUGCCCGGCUUGACCAGUGAGCAGGCGCAAAGCUAUCUCACGGAGAAGCACAUUAUUGUCGACGGCAUCCGCCUCGAGGAGGGCGAUCUCGUUGUUCGCCGAAGUGUGAAGGAGGACGAGGCCUCCAAGAAGCUGGAGAUCAACACCGACAGCGAGUUGCUGACCAUCUUGGACUCGGAGAUUUACCCUGAACUGGCCGAGGAGGGUCUGGCUAGAGAAAUCAUCAACAGGGUUCAGCGCCUGCGCAAGAAGGCCGGCCUGCAGCCUACCGACGACGUCAAGAUGGAGUACCAGGUCCUGUCUGAUCCCGAAAACAUUGGACUGGAGAAGGUGAUGGUUUCGCAGACAUCUGCUUUCGAGAAGGUCCUUCGCCGGCCUGUCGAGCAGCGUCAAGAGGGCGCCACGAGCGAGCUUAUUGCGGAAGAGGAGCAAGAGAUUCAGCAGGCCAUGCUGCUGCUGCGACUUGUCAAGAUUUGA
This is a messenger RNA of Trichoderma reesei QM6a, 3213 nucleotides long. RefSeq lists its product as uncharacterized. Gene Ontology annotation, molecular function: aminoacyl-tRNA deacylase activity; ATP binding; tRNA binding. The record is from RefSeq and is a predicted model, not a curated record. The transcript has 4 exons. The coding region runs from base 1 to 3213 and encodes 1070 amino acids. NCBI's taxonomy places the organism in Eukaryota, Fungi, Ascomycota, Sordariomycetes, Hypocreales, Hypocreaceae. Gene Ontology annotation, biological process: isoleucyl-tRNA aminoacylation.